Molecule: messenger RNA, 1059 nt
Organism: Jaminaea rosea
Lineage: Eukaryota; Fungi; Basidiomycota; Exobasidiomycetes; Microstromatales
Product: ARM repeat-containing protein
Exons: 2
Coding region: 1-1059 (352 amino acids)
Biological process (GO): nuclear-transcribed mRNA catabolic process, deadenylation-dependent decay
Cellular component (GO): cytoplasm
Molecular function (GO): mRNA 3'-UTR binding
Source: RefSeq, a predicted model, not a curated record
AUGCCCGAAGUCCUCGUUGCCAAAGCACUGACUGGUCGCAGUCAAGAGGCCAGCAUCGCGCUGCAGCAGCAGCUCAAGUCUGGGCAAGUUGACCUGCAGCAGAGCAUCCUUCGAGCGCUUGAGCCGCACCUGUUGCAACUCUGUGAGGACAAGCACGGCAAUUUCCUCAUUCAGCGCGCUAUCGCCGUCAACGCGAGCAUUGCCUGGAAGCUCAAAGGCAACUUCGCCCACCUCACCACCUCGCAGUACGGUUGUCACGUGGUGCAACGCAUCCUGGACACGAGCGAAGACCUACAGCGCCAAAUCGUCGAUGAGCUUCUCAGCAACGAUAUGUUCUCGAACUUCACCAGCCGCAACUGCGUGCAUGUCUGGGCCAAGAUCCUCGAGAUCAAGUGGAGCGACGCCGCCUUUGGCCACCGUGUCUUCGAAUCAAUCAAUGGAAGCAUGCGUGGUCGUUGGCACCAGCUCGCUACGCAGGAGACGGGAAGUAUCAUCGUCCAAAACCUCUUCGAGAGUGCUCGAGAGGAGGACAAGGCAGAGUGCAUUCAAGAGGUGCUGGAUCGUCUCCCCGACUGUGCUGCGAACCAAUGGGGAGUAUGGGUCGUGCAACAUCUGAUCGAGCACGGCAGUGCCGAGAACCGCCAAAAGGCCUAUGAUCGGUUCGUGGAAGAGGCGCCUCGUCUCUCCCUCUCACAAUACGGUCACAAGGCGAUCAUGACCGCGCUCAAGUGCAAGGACUCGCACUUCCUCAAGGGCUACAUCAACAAGCUCGUCGAGGGACAAGAGGAAGGCGGCAUAGCACAGCAGCAGCGCUCGAGUAACGGCCAUGUCCCUUCCCACUCGAUGGGCGAGAAGAAUCGCCGCUCCAUGCUCGUCGAGGUUGCCUCUGUCCCGCAGGGUCUACAGAUCGUCACGCAGCUCCUCACUACGGUUGGGCGGGAGGAGCGGGAGCGCAUCAUCAAGGCCGUGCGCAAGAACUCGGUUUUCCUCAAGGGCAACAAGACGGGCUUGAAGGUUCAUCAGAUGUGCGAGAGGGCAAGGGCGUAUAGCGGGUACUGA